AUGGUUACCUUUCAAGAGAUAACAGAAGAAAUAGAAAAGCAGAAGGAAGAAGUGACUGUUCUGAAAGAAAGUGAGCCGGAAAACGCCCCCUCUGGAGCAAGUAAAGACGAUCUCUACGAAGUUGAAGGAAAUUUGAGAAAAGCAGAGCAGAUUCAGUCCAAUAGAAAUGCCACCCGGGCGCAGAGAAAAGAAGGAUCUCGUAUUCUUACAAAAGUGAUCAAUUCCGAACCUUACGAAGUCCUCAGCGACGUGAAAGUCCUUCCUCAAAUCGUGAAGCUCACCUGUCGACUUUUCGCUGAUGAUUCCGAAUCGAUCAGAACCGACGCCACGAAAAAUAUUGAAGUGCUCAUUGAUGUACUCAACAAUCCUAAUCUCCUUGCUGGGUUGAUUCCGACGCUUGAAUCGAGACUUGGCACUGAGAGAAUCGUGGAAGAUUGCGAAGAGUUGCGUCUUGAGCAGCUGAGGCUUAUAUUUCGAGUGAUCAAAAACCACCCAGAAGUGAUCCCUGGCUACAUGCCUGAAAUCUCGCUCAUUCUUUCUCGAACCCUGGCAGAUCCUUUCGUCACUGCUCGCCUUGUCGCCAACGAAAUUCUUCGCCACAUGAUCGCCACUUAUCCUUACAACUUCCAUCAAUACGCUGAAUUCAUGCUUCCAGCUUUGUUCUCCUCCAGUAAUCAUCAGCAGUCCAAAGUUCGUGCAAGCACAGUCACUAGCACUUGGCAGUUGUUAAAAAUCGCCGCUCCCGAGCAUUUGCGAAAGAACAUGAGCAUUCUCGUUCAACGAACCUUCGAUACAAAUGCUACAGUCAGAAUGGCUUUGCUGAUCGAAGUGGUCGACUAUUUGAAGACGUAUCGCGAUCGGUACUCCUUUUUCAACCUCUUGAUUCCGAUCCUUUUUGGCAUGUUCGACGAUGAAGACCGAGCGAUCGCGGAAAAGUCGAAGUUUGAAUGGAACGAAAUUGGCGCAGUUUUUGAGAAUGAGAACGAGACUGAUUUGAAAGAAGAGAUGGACUAUCCCGUCGCGCCGCCGCAGGCCUGGCCUGAGGGCGUGCCCAGAAGCAGGCUGGGCUGUCGGGAGCUCUGUGGGAGGAAUUUAAUGGGGAUGAUGAAUGGGCUCGCGAAUGAUGCCACAGAUAAUCUGAGCCUGGAGAAUCGCAUCAUGGCAACUCGAAUUUACGGCCUCGUCAUUUCCCAUUGCGAAAGAAAUAUUCACCAGCAUGUGCCAAAGAUAGUCGAAGUGAUCAAUCGCGCGUGUAACGAUAGAGACCCUCAAGUCCGUGAAAACGGCGACCAAAUUGCCAACUGGCUGACGAUUCUGGCGACUCCAGAGCUUGUGCUCAAGGUUGUGCUUCCUGGAGUGCAGGGAUUUGCCUUUGGAACGCUUUCGAUCUUGGAAAACUUUGCGAAAAACGUCUGGAACGAGACAGAGCUCCAGAACAAACUCGCAAAGGCGAUUUUUAAAGCAAUGCCUCACAUGGUCCGAGAUAAGCGGCAAAUCGAGACUGUCCGCCGCACGCUCGAGCAUUUAUCCAAAAGACAAAACAUAAAUGUUUUCAACGUUGUCUGCUCCGAGAUCUACUGCCAGGCAUUGAACGACAAAGAGACGGAUUACGAGCCGGCAAGUAUCAAAAACUUUGGUGCUCCGUUGGACGACGUUAUUGGACAAGUUGGAGUUAAAUUUAUUCAAGCAAAUCAAGGCAGCCUCAAAUCGUGGAACCAACACUCCAACGAGUUUUGGACCUGGAUUUGCUUUCUACAGUUCGCGCGUUUUCACAAAAUCGACGCGAUUUUCGACGGAUCGAGAAUGAUUUUUGAAGAUUUACUCGACACCAGACUUGAGAAUCAGCGCAUCCGGCUCAAGACCGUCGAGGUGCUCUUCCGUCUCUUUCAGUCGGACCCCGAAUCGCUUCCGGAACAGGCAAGAAAGACACUCAUAGCCCUCGUCUCAAAGAACCUCACUUAUCGCGUCGGCCGCAUCGAGUCAGCUGUCAAACUUGCGUCAGUUUCGAUCCUCUGCUCUCUACUUCCAUUAGAAUCGGAGAUGGAUCAAGUCAUGUGGUACAACGGUCACGAGGCCACCAUCCACUCUGUCGUUGAGGACGAUGAAGUUUGCAUCAGGAAGCAUGGCUUGUUUCUGGUUUCGAACUUGCUGCACGAGAUCAGCGGGCAGUACUUGGAAACGGAUUUCCUUCACAAGGUCCUGUACAAAUUCCUCGAACGAUUGGACGACCCGCACAAUGAUUUCCGUAUUCUUGCCACCAGGUGCGCCCAGCGAAUCUACUCAAUGCUGGACCAGAAGUUCCAUGGAAACUAUGACAAAACUCUCUAUGGAGCGCAUACUGAGCAUGGCGCGAAAAUCCUGAUCCUGCACUUUGAAGACGAGAACCCAGAUGUCAAGAGCGCUGUCUACGACGCUCUGAAGAACCUGAAAAAGCUCGACCCAGAGCGAGUUGCCGAACUCGCCCGAGAAAAGAUCCCAAAUUCACCUCGCCUCGCCCAGCUCUUCGAAUAA
This is a messenger RNA of Oikopleura dioica, 2511 nucleotides long. Lineage: Eukaryota; Metazoa; Chordata; Appendicularia; Copelata; Oikopleuridae. The record is from the annotation of a GenBank genome assembly.